Messenger RNA from Phycomyces blakesleeanus NRRL 1555(-), 701 nucleotides. RefSeq lists its product as hypothetical. The transcript is spliced from 2 exons. Bases 49 to 696 code for a protein of 215 amino acids. The record is from RefSeq and is a predicted model, not a curated record. NCBI's taxonomy places the organism in Eukaryota, Fungi, Mucoromycota, Mucoromycetes, Mucorales, Phycomycetaceae.
UUCAAUCGAUCUAGCCAGGCCAAGAAUGCACGCAAGCUCUGGAACUCGAUGUCGCAGCCAAGGACGCUUCGGUUUGACUUUUUUGGGCCAUUGAUUGCCAACAGCAGCUUCAAUACGGACCCUUAUCUCAAGCAGACCUACCAGAACAUGACACUCCUGACGGGCUCAAACGUGCUGAGCUCGCAAUCAGAACAGUUUGACCGGACCAACAAUCGACCCGGGAUUUCUAUUUCGCACGUCGAUGACCAAUAUGCCAGCACACCCGACUUCCUCAUGACGCGGCACUACAUCACUGGCCAGACACUCGAGGAGCUUGUGAGCGAGAUGUACGACAGGUUGCCGGUCAUUCGGUACAAUACGACGCUCAACAAUGGUACACUUGUGUCGCAGGUGUACCGUUCGCCAAUCGGUCCAGGCAUCCUGAGGAUUCUAGACUCCCUGGGCUAUUCUACUGUCCUGACUAAAUCGAAUUACACAACUGACGGAGCCGUCAAGACCUACAAAUCCAAAUCGGUGUGUGAUGACAGCAAUAACAACCAUGCUUUGACCAAGGUUACCCCUGUCACAUCGGCAGGAACGGGAUUGGUAUCCUUGUUGGUCUGUUCGACGACGUCGUGGUUCAACCCAGCCGCGCACUUUUAUUAUUUAUUUACUGUUAAUAACGAGCACAAAUCUCGUUCUUGUUCUGAUGGUUGAUUUUG